Molecule: messenger RNA, 798 nt
Organism: Gaeumannomyces tritici R3-111a-1
Lineage: Eukaryota; Fungi; Ascomycota; Sordariomycetes; Magnaporthales; Magnaporthaceae
Exons: 2
Coding region: 1-798 (265 amino acids)
Source: RefSeq, a predicted model, not a curated record
AUGGCUUGCGCCCCGGCCUGCAAACUCGGAAUUUGCCGCAGAGUCCUUUGGAAUGUCGCUGUGCGGGUGGACACCAGCUGCCCGAGAUACCAAUUCGCAGAGGCCACCCAGGAGAUGUGGCGGGCACGGGUGGAUGCUCCCACGACCCCACAUUCUGGUCGCACUGGUGAAAUCUCAGGCGUCGACCACGGCGGUGGAAGAAAACUCGGGCCUGUCCGACAGGUUGAGCAUCUUCGUAUUUGCAACAUUGUUCACCAUACCGAACUGUUUAAGGGCGCCGACGCUUCUUCUUCUUCUUCUUCUUCUGCGCGAUUUCAGCUCAACCACAUGGAUCUCGGCACGCAAAAUAUCCUAGUGGACGAUAACUUCAAUUUCCUGGCAGUUAUUGAUUGGGAAUUUGCGCAGACCGCACCGUGGCAGGUUAACCACUAUCCCUUCCCGUUCCCGCUGCUUAGGUCGGACGAGAGCAUCAGAGAGGCCCUCGAGGACCCGGGACACGUUGCACACAAGAACAUGGCAAAACAGGCGGCCGCCCGAGCCAUGUACGUCCACAAGUUCCAGGACGCCGAGUCCCGAGUCCGACGGGAGGGACGGGCCCUUGCCGGGCAGGGUUCGUUUGCCAAAGUGCUAGACGGCGAGGCCUCGAGGAUAUAUGCUUGCUUCACCAGGCUUCAGGGGUCGUGGGAACAGGAUGCAGACCGCGUCUACGAGAUGGUGAAGUUGGCAUUCGGAUAUGAUGCGGACUCGGCGGAGCGCUAUUUGCGGGAGAUGGACGUCAAGCUGAGGCGAAUUGGCUAG